Messenger RNA from Polistes canadensis, 3098 nucleotides. It is a transcript of the gene Tnpo, whose product is annotated as transportin-1. The record is from RefSeq and is a predicted model, not a curated record. The transcript has 15 exons. NCBI's taxonomy places the organism in Eukaryota, Metazoa, Arthropoda, Insecta, Hymenoptera, Vespidae. Gene Ontology annotation, cellular component: cytoplasm; nucleus. Gene Ontology annotation, biological process: protein import into nucleus. Gene Ontology annotation, molecular function: nuclear import signal receptor activity; small GTPase binding. Bases 56 to 2782 code for a protein of 908 amino acids.
UGGUGGGGAUAACCGUAGGGAGCUUCCGUUUGUCUGCGAGGUCAGAGAAGGCUGGAUGCAUUCAGUGGUGCUGGUGAAUAACACGAUGAAAAUGGCGUGGCAACCGCAAGAAGAAGGACUUCGGCAAAUCCUUACGCUUCUCAAGGAAUCACAGAGCCCGGACACAGAAACCCAAAGAGCUGUGCAGCAAAAAUUGGAAGAGCUUAACAAAUUUCCAGACUUUAAUAACUAUCUCAUCUUCAUCUUGACCAAACUUGUAUCAGAAGAUGAACCUACGAGAUCUCUCAGUGGAUUAAUAUUGAAAAACAAUGUCAAGGCACACUUUCAUAAGUUUAUGCCCGAAGUUACCGAUUUUAUAAAGCAAGAAUGUUUAUCUGCUAUCGGAGAUCCUUCCGCUUUGAUUCGUGCUACUGUUGGUAUAUUAAUUACCACUGUAGCAUCAAAGGGUUCGUUAACAACAUGGCCAGAACUAUUGCCCGCUCUUUGUCAAAUGUUGGAUUCACAAGAUUACAAUGUUUGCGAAGGAGCGUUUGGUGCUCUUCAGAAGAUCUGCGAAGACUCAUCUGAGAUACUAGAUUCCGAUGCGCUCAAUCGACCAUUGAACGUUUUAAUUCCAAAAUUCUUGCAAUUUUUCAGACACACGAGUCCAAAAAUUAGAUCGCACGCAAUAGCUUGCGUUAAUCAAUUCAUUAUCACUCGUACACAGGCGCUUAUGAUUCAUAUAGAUAGUUUUCUGGAGAAUCUCUUCCAUUUAGCUUCUGACGAUGAUCCAGAUGUCAGAAAAAAUGUUUGCAGGGCUCUAGUAAUGUUGCUUGAAGUUCGAAUGGAUAGAUUAAUUCCAAAUAUGCAUAACAUAAUAGAGUACAUGCUAAUGAGAACUCAAGAUCAAGACGAAGGAGUUGCAUUAGAAGCUUGCGAGUUUUGGCUUUCUUUGGCAGAACAACAAAUCUGCAAAGAUGCUCUUGCUCCGCAUCUGAUGCGAUUGGUACCCGUUUUGGUACGAGGUAUGAAAUACUCUGAAAUUGAUAUAAUACUUCUCAAAGGAGAUGUAGAAGAAGACGAAAUGAUCCCGGAUAGAGAGGAAGACAUACGACCAAGGUUUCAUAAAUCUAAAACACAUCAUUCGCACCAUCCCAAUAUGAACAAACAUACAGACGAAAAUGGCGGAGAUGAAGAUGAUAUAGAUGGCGAAGAUGGAUCUGAUGAUGAUUCGACACUCAGUGAUUGGAAUUUACGAAAAUGCUCAGCAGCCGCAUUAGAUAUGUUAGCAAAUGUAUUUAGAGAAGAACUGUUGCCUGUUUUAGUGCCUAUCUUAAAGGAAACUUUGUUCCAUCAAGAUUGGGAAAUCAAAGAAUCUGGCAUACUGGCUCUUGGAGCUAUUGCUGAAGGAUGCAUGAGUGGAAUGAUUCCACAUUUAUCAGAGCUAAUUCCUUACUUAAUUGGCUGUCUCAGCGAUAAAAAAGCACUCGUACGUGCUAUUACUUGUUGGACUUUAAGUCGUUAUGCUCAUUGGGUUUGUGCUCAGCCACACGAUACGCAUUUAAAACCUUUAAUGACAGAACUUCUUAAAAAGGUACUAGAUGGUAACAAACGUGUUCAAGAAGCGGCAUGUUCAGCAUUUGCUACAUUGGAAGAAGAGGCUUGCACAGAAUUAGUACCUUAUCUUGGAUUUAUUCUUGAGACGCUCGUUUUUGCUUUUAGUAAAUACCAACAUAAAAAUCUUUUAAUAUUAUAUGACGCAAUCGGCACAUUAGCCGACUCAGUGGGCCAUCAUCUAAACAAACCAGAUUAUAUCAAUCUUUUGAUGCCACCAUUGAUCACCAAAUGGAAUGUUUUAAAGGAUGAAGAUAAAGAUCUUUUUCCUUUGUUGGAGUGUCUUUCGUCAGUUGCAACUGCAUUAAGAUCUGGAUUUUUACCAUACUGUGAACCCGUCUACAAGCGAUGUGUGUCCUUAGUAGAGCAAACAUUAAAUCAACAUAUGGCGAGUACACAAAGUCCAGAACAGUUUGAUGCUCCUGAUAAAGAUUUCAUGAUAGUAGCAUUGGACCUUCUCAGUGGUUUGGCCGAAGGAUUGGAUGGACAUAUGGAACGUUUAGUCGUGAAUAGCAACGUAAUGCAAUUAUUAUAUCAAUGCAUGCAAGAUGGAAUGCCAGAAGUUAGGCAAAGCAGCUUUGCUUUAUUAGGAGACCUUACAAAAGCAUGUUUUCAACACGUUUUACCUUGUAUACCCGACUUUAUGCCGAUACUUGGACAAAACUUAAAUCCUGAAUUUAUAUCUGUGUGUAAUAACGCAACGUGGGCUAUCGGAGAAAUUUCUAUAAAGCUUGGAUCCGACACAAGUGCAUAUAUUCCAAUAAUAUUGACUCAACUAAUUAACAUAAUCAACCGGCCAAAUACACCAAAAACGCUGUUGGAAAACACCGCCAUAACGAUCGGUCGCCUAGGUUAUGUGUGUCCCCACGACGUCGCCCCCACGUUACAGGAUUUUGUCCGACAGUGGUGUACAUCUUUACGGACAAUAAGAGAUAAUGAAGAAAAGGAUUCUGCAUUCAGAGGUAUGUGCCAAAUGGUCACAGUUAAUCCAGCUGGCGUUGUCAAUGACUUCAUAUACUUUUGCGAUGCCAUUGCCUCAUGGGCUACACCGAGGGACGAUUUAAAAGAUAUGUUUCACAAAAUUCUACACGGAUUUAAGAAUCAAGUGGGUCCAGAAAAUUGGAAACGGUUUUCAGAUCAAUUUCCGUUGCCGCUUAGCGAACGGCUUCACAAUAUGUAUGGCGUUUGAGCAAACCCGCCUAAAUGUGAAGGCCGCUUCAAGGGGCAGGCCGAAUGGGGUUGGGCGGGCUAUAAAAUCGUGGGUGGACAGGGUGGGUGGGUGAAACCACGGCCUCUUCUCAUCAUUAUCGUUGUCGUUAAUGUGUGUCUUGGUCAUCGGUGGAAUAUCAAGGGGAAUACAAAAAAGUAUGUCAUUGUUAAUUGCAUUAAAGCAAUAAAACGUAAAUGGCAUAAAUGAGAAAAGCAGCGACAUAAGAAGAAGAAUGAAUAUAAAAAAAGAUAUACAAACGACAAAUAAAAUCAGUGGGCCGAAAAGAAUAAGUGGG